Messenger RNA from Symbiodinium sp. CCMP2592, 260 nucleotides. The record is from the annotation of a GenBank genome assembly. NCBI's taxonomy places the organism in Eukaryota, Dinophyceae, Suessiales, Symbiodiniaceae.
AUGGACCUCCACCUUACCACCGCUGCGGAGCUGAGGGAGGAGAUCAGAAGAAAUGGUGCAGCUGGUGGGCUUAUAAGGAUACAAAUGGUGAGGAGGGGCCAGUUCCAUCCUGGAAAGAUGUGCAGUGGCUUCCUCAGCUAUGAAACCGACCACCAGGCGGACUUCGCGGCUUCGCGAGCCAAUGCCAGGGCAAUGCACCCGGAUGCCGCUGCUGAAGUGUUGCAACCGAAAGCCAAAGUGGUGGCGCCACCACCGAAGAG